Messenger RNA from Ilex paraguariensis (yerba mate), 261 nucleotides. The record is from the annotation of a GenBank genome assembly. Lineage: Eukaryota; Viridiplantae; Streptophyta; Magnoliopsida; Aquifoliales; Aquifoliaceae.
AUGGAGUUUAAGCAUCCUCCCCAUGAUGUUGUAACAGAGUCUGGGGAUGGUUCAGAUGGAGAUGAGGAGGAUGGUGGCCAGGAUAUGGAGGUCACUUUCAAUACUGGUUUAGAGGAUAUAAGCAAGCAAAUUUUAGAGAAGAAGGAUAAGAAAUCAGAAACUGUCUGGGAGGCGUAUCUUAGGAAGAGAAGUGAGAAAAAGAAAGCCAAGAAAAAUAGAUCCAAGAGCUCAUCAGAGGAUGAUAGUAGUGAUUCUGAUUGA